GUAUUCACGAGUUGAGAAUCAUAAACCGCCACGUCCAAUAUUCAGAAACAGGAAUCCAGCGUGGCGUCAAUCUAUUGACCAGCAUUAAAUUUCCACUUUUAGUCUCUUCCGUCCUUUAUAUAUUCCGGUUAAACGGCAUCAUUCGAUCGGCCAUUAGCAAUACCAGAAAGGAAGAUUUUUGUGGGGAAUUUUUGAAAAUGCGGUCUAAUUCUUCGCUAUCUCUACUUUUGCUCCUUUGCAUCUCUCUGAUCUCAGCCACACAUGCAACCGAUUGCUCGUCGCUGAAACUCACCGGCGGCAAAAAACAAUACGCCAAUUGUACGGAGCUCCCGGUCUUGAACUCGACUCUACAUUUCACCUACGACGCCACCAAUUCGUCUCUUUCCAUCGCCUUCUCGGUACCUCCGCCGAAGCCCGACGGUUGGAUCGCUUGGGCCGUCAACCCGACAGCCACCGGCAUGGCGGGUUCGCAAGCGCUGUUGGCCUUCAAAGCUAAUGGGUCCAUGGUUGUCAAGACCUACAACAUAAGCUCCUACAGCUCCGUCGUGGAAGGGAAGCUUUCGUUCGAUGUUUGGGAUUUGGAAGCCGAGUCCGACAAAGACGGGAAGAUGGUUAUAUAUGGCUCCGUGAAAGUUGCGGCCAGUGCGAAGAAGUUGAACCAGGUUUGGCAAGUUGGGCAGGGGGGCGUCGAUGGCCACCCGAUGAAACAUGAGUUUGCUAAAGCCAAUUUGGCUGCAGUCGGGGAGUUGCAGCUGGUCGAGAAACUGAGUCCGGCUGCCUCAUCUCCUUCACCGUCAGCGCAGGCUGUUGCUAAUUCCAACUCGGGAUACUGGGCUAGUGAAAUGAAUGCAGGAUUUUGGAUCUUGGGAUUUAUUUCCUUGAUAAUUUUGAUGUGAUUUUAAUUAUUUUCAAAAAUAAAAGAUGGGAAACAUAAUGAAUGAUUUAAAGCA
Hibiscus syriacus is the source of this 950-nucleotide messenger RNA. RefSeq names its product auxin-induced in root cultures protein 12-like. The record is from RefSeq and is a predicted model, not a curated record. Bases 198 to 896 code for a protein of 232 amino acids. The transcript has a single exon. Lineage: Eukaryota; Viridiplantae; Streptophyta; Magnoliopsida; Malvales; Malvaceae.